Hydractinia symbiolongicarpus is the source of this 2269-nucleotide messenger RNA. Its product is annotated as mucolipin-3-like. The record is from RefSeq and is a predicted model, not a curated record. Gene Ontology annotation, biological process: monoatomic ion transport; transmembrane transport. Gene Ontology annotation, molecular function: NAADP-sensitive calcium-release channel activity. NCBI's taxonomy places the organism in Eukaryota, Metazoa, Cnidaria, Hydrozoa, Anthoathecata, Hydractiniidae. Bases 166 to 1944 code for a protein of 592 amino acids. Gene Ontology annotation, cellular component: plasma membrane; lysosomal membrane. The transcript has 14 exons.
AGGAUCCUUAAAUAUUGUGGCAGAAGUAGCGUCACAUGAUUUCGAUUUCGUAUUUUGAUGUUGUGAUGUGAAGAAAAUAGCAGAUAACUGUUUAUACAUACCUAGCUAGUAUAGCUAGCUAGCUGGUGAAAGAAAAUAGCUUGAGUUGUUGCUUCUUCUAAAAACAUGAGCCACAACAGACAAUACUCUGCCAGUGAGCCACUGCUUGGGGAAGGUAUUUCGUAUUCAUCUUAUGCUCGUUCAAAAAGCAUUUCGAGUAUUUCAAGCAUUGACAAUGCUAUAAAUGAGGAAGAACAAAUUAAAAACAAACUGAAAUGGUAUUUUAAAAACCCAUAUCAAAAGUAUAAAGAUCGUGGAAGGAAACCAGUGAAGUUGAUAUUGCAAAUUAUAAAGAUUAUACUGGUCACUGUGCAGGUAACGCUAUUUGCGGUAGAUGAAUUCUCUGUGGUGCAAUUCAACACAGACAAUAUUGAAACGUUUCGAAACUUGUUUUUGGUAGAUUAUACUGGACAACGAUAUCAUGAACUUUUCACCAAGAAGCAAAUUUAUGAACACAUCUUUUUUACUUGGCAACAGUAUUACAAUUUUAACCACAUUAUGAUUGGUUCAUAUGAGUUACAAGAUCAAAACAAAACAUACCCGCCAAUGGUGUUAUGUAUUGAUUCAAAUGGAAAAAGCCGAGGUGCUUUGAAGAGAGACAAAAACUUCAAUGGUUUUUCUAGGAGUGAGGAUGGUUACUACAUUGUUGAUAAGAGUGAAAGUGCCGAAAAUGCAUGUCAUAAGUUAAAACCACCAGAAGGAUUGGCAAAUGAAACUCUUCUUCAAGAUUUUAUUAGGGGUAAUAACUUGACAUCAAACUUUCAAUGGAUUCUCAGUUUGACACUAAAGUUCUCAUUUACAAUGAAUUACACAGUUGUUCAUCGCACUAAUUCUCCUGAUUGUUACAAAUUUGAUUUAAAGGUUAUAUUUGAUAAUUCUGAUUUGGAUGGUAUUAUGAAGGUGCGGCUAGAAAGUGAUGUAGACUUUCAUAUCUGUCGUCAAAAUUCUGGAAAGCUUCACAUAAGGGAAUAUAACUCGACCAAAAUACUUUGGACCGUUUUUGAUCUGUUUAUCAUAAUAAUAUGCGUCUUCUCCUUUAUACUUUGCGUGCGAUCGUUUAAAAGACAUGUUAAAUUGUCCCAGGAUGUUGGAAAGUUUUUCACUGAAUUUCGUCAUGAACGCUUUACUCUUUCGGAUCGGUUAAACUUUUUAAGUUUUUGGUUAAUGCUAAUUACUUUGUCUGAUAUCUGUUCGACUUGUGGUUCAAUCAUAAAACUACUCGUGGAUUGGCUGGAGCGACCAGAAUUAUACACCUCGUGCAGCCUGUUCUUUGGAAUGGCUGCUUUGUUUUCUUGGAUUGGUAUCUUAAGAUAUCUUGGCUUCAUGCAAGGUUAUAAUACUUUACUGGUGACGUUGAAGACAGCCUUUCCCACCAUGAUUCGAUUUGUCUUUUGUGUUUCUUUCAUUUAUUUGGGAUUCACCGUGUGUGGAUGGAUUAUGUUUGGUCCUUACCACGAAAAGUUCCGCAAUCUUUUCGUGACGUCAGAGUGUUUAUUUGCACUCAUUAACGGUGACGAUAUGUUCACAACAUUCAGUGAGAUGGAUGAUUCGGAUAGUUUGAUUUGGUACUUCAGUAAAAUCUACCUCUACACAUUCAUCUCGUUGUUUAUAUUCGUUGUGUUGAGUUUAUUCAUCGGUAUAAUGGCUGAUACGUACGAACGCAUUAAGGAUUAUGGUCACGCGCCAAAGUCGCGUAUGGAAUUGUUCAUGGAAGGAAAAGAAUAUCACGCCGGUGGAGAGCAACAACAUCGACAUGGAACCAACAUGUGUUCUCAUCGUGGUGGGGAAAAUUUCAGUGGUGUGGAAAGGGGGGAUGACGAUGACCCAAAUGCGCUUACCGCUUAGCUAUACCCAAGCUGUGUGAAGUUGUACAUGUGAAAAACACGUCAUUUUAUAUUUAAAACAAAUCGCACAGCACAAUUAGCAUAAGUUGUAAAUCUAGUUAGUCACGUGAUGUCAACAUUAUUUAAGUGAAAAAUUGAAAGUACUGUUACUUCCGGUUUACCUGGACAACUAGCAUCUUAAUGUCACGUCUUAUUUUGUGCGAAUUUCGCAAAGCACUUUUAUAAGAAGUUGUGUAUAUUUUAUAGCCGUUAAAUUUUGUAAUUAGCAUAUUGUAAAAAAAAUUGUGUUUCUGUAUUCGAAUGUAAAUAUAUAAAUUUUUACACAA